AUGGCUAGUGGGAGGUUUUGUAAGGAUGAAGAAGAUAAGGCUAUGUUGGAAUCUGUAUUGGGUACUGAUGCUGUUGGAUUUUUUAGCACAGCUGUUUCUAAACAUGUUUUUUCUGAUGUUAUUGUUCCGCCUAAUCUGGAUACUGGUAUUCAUAAAAGGUUGUGUCAUAUUGUUAAGGGUUCUAGGUGGAAUUACGCGAUUUUGUGGCAGGUUGCGGGUUUGAAAUCUGGUGGGUAUGUGUUAAAAUAUGGGGAGGGACAUUGUCAGGAUCCUGUUGGGGGUCCGAGGAAUGAACAGGAAAGGGAGAGAGAUGAAGUUAGGAGGAGGGUGUUGGGGAGAAUUCAUGCUUCCUGGGGUGGAUCUAACUCGAUUGAGAAUGUUUAUAAGAAAUUGGAUGAUGUUUCGGAUUUGUAUAUGCUUUACUUGACCUCUGUUUAUUAUGUGUUUGGUUUUAAUUCUCAGUAUGGUCCUGGCAGUUCUUUUAAGUGUAGUAAACCGACGUGGGCUUCUGAUGCUGGUAGUUGUUUGAAGCAGUAUGAAUCGAGGUCGUUUUUGGCUAAAUUGGCUGGUUUUCAAACUGUUGCUUUUGUGCCUCUCAAGGCGGGGGUUGUUGAGCUUGGUUCGAUGGAGAUGGUACCUGAAGAGCAGGGUUUUUUGGAUAUGGUCCGGGCAACGUUUGGAGAAUCUACUUCUGGACAGGCUAAGGCGGCACCGAAGAUUUUUGGGCGUGAGUUAAGCUUAGGGGGAGAUGCGAAAUCUCAGUCCAUUACUAUUAGUUUCUCCCCGAAGGUGGAAGAUGAUUCUGGCUUCACUUCCGACUCUUUCGAAGUACAAGCGCUUGGGCCAAAUCAUGCUUAUGGUAAUUCUUCAAAUGGUGGUGUAGGAGACAUUAAUGAGGCGAAAAUGUUCCCUCAGUUAGGUCAAAUGGCUCCUGGGAAUUUCACUUCUCAAGCAAGAGUUUCUUCUAUAGAUUUGGUUAACGAAGAGUCAUCUUCACCUCUUGGAGACGAGAGGAAGCCUAGAAAAAGAGGGAGAAAGCCUGCCAAUGGACGAGAGGAACCGCUGAAUCAUGUUGAAGCGGAGAGGCAAAGACGGGAGAAGCUUAACCAGAGAUUCUAUGCCUUAAGAGCUGUUGUUCCUAACAUUUCUAAAAUGGACAAGGCUUCUCUACUUGGUGAUGCUAUCACCCAUAUCACUGAUCUCCAGAAGAAGAUCAAGCUUUUGGAAACUGAGAAAAACAUGGCUAAAGGCUCACAGUUGCCAUUGCAAGAUAUCGAUUUUCAGGCUAGACAGGAUGAUGCCGUUGUGAGAGUGAGUUGCCCCUUGGAUAUUCACCCGGUUUCUGGUAUCGUUAAAGUGUUGAGAGAACAUCAAAUUAUAGCUCAAGAGGCAAAUGUUUCAACUGCACAGGAUAAGGUAAUUCAUACUUUCUCCAUAAGAACUCAAGGAGGGGAAGCAGCUGCUCUACAGUUGAAAGAAAAGCUUGAAGCAUCUUUAUCCAAAAAUUAG
Messenger RNA from Lathyrus sativus (Indian pea), 1509 nucleotides. Lineage: Eukaryota; Viridiplantae; Streptophyta; Magnoliopsida; Fabales; Fabaceae. The record is from the annotation of a GenBank genome assembly.